AUGGUUACUAAUGUGGGAGGUGUAAAAUUGGCUUCCGCUGUCAGGACGCUUCACGCCGACUUGGCAGGUUGUAUACGUACACUAGACGAGCGCGAGGUACAAUCGUAUCCAAUCAGGGCUGCUGACCUCGCCUGCUGUCCACUAAUUGCACGCUGCCUCUCAGGUUUGCCAAAUCGACACUUCCAGCAUUUCAUCCGGGACGUGCACCCGAACCGGCUGAAGACUGUUAUUCGGGAAUGUCAGAGGGCAGCUCCUGCAAAUUACUACGUCUUGCGGCGUCUUAAGGUGUUCUCUCAGGCAAACGUAAUGACGGACGCUGCUGGUUACAUCGCACUGAUACGACAGCAAAAUGUAACUGUGGCAUCUGGCUUCGAUUUCUGUCAGGUGCCCUUAGAUCAGUUAUGUAUGUUGCAAAGCUUUUACAUGACCCUGUAUCUCAAUUGUAAUGUUCCACAAACUGAAAACGACUGGAUUGCUAUAGCAAAGGAUUUCGAAAAGAGAUGGAAUUACCCUCAUUGUCUUGGCAGCCUAGAUGGAAAACAUAUCGAUAUAAUUCCUCCAGUCAACAGUGGAUCUUUUUUUUCAAUUACAAACAUAGACACAGUUUAG
Messenger RNA from Acanthoscelides obtectus, 609 nucleotides. Lineage: Eukaryota; Metazoa; Arthropoda; Insecta; Coleoptera; Chrysomelidae. The record is from the annotation of a GenBank genome assembly.